This is a messenger RNA of Fraxinus pennsylvanica, 2061 nucleotides long. NCBI's taxonomy places the organism in Eukaryota, Viridiplantae, Streptophyta, Magnoliopsida, Lamiales, Oleaceae. The record is from the annotation of a GenBank genome assembly.
AUGGAAAAUCAGAGUAGAAAGAAGAAACAGGCGAGUAAGAAGAAAGAGAUUUCUGAGAACAGAAGUCCUCUUCAAGAUUUGAAUGGCCAAGUUCUGAUUCACAGAAAGAAUUACAGGAAAUUCUGUACAAAUUCUUCUUCUGUUUCUGUUGAAUCUCCCAAAGAAAGAUCUUUACAUUCUUCGAGUUCUUCUUCUACAUCAUGUUCCUCUUGUACGAAAACCCUUCUUACGAAAUUGUCCAAACCUCAAUUGAAAUUUACUAACUGUACCACCCAAAAAUCAGUAGCAGGAGGAGGAGGUGUCGAAACAGGAGGAGAUAGUUCAUUGGUGCUCAGAUCUAAGGAAAAUGAUAUUCGCAAAAGGUCCCUAUCUCAGAAGCUACGGAAGAACCACCCGCCUUUGCUUUAUCAGAGGAAAAUUAAUAAAAAAUCAACACUUUCUUCUGGUCCUCGCUAUCCAGUGAAUACAUCGAAGAAAGGGUUAGAAGAAUUUGGGGAAAAGAUAAAGACUUUGCAGGAAAGUGGCCCAGGUGAGUCAACCAUUGAUCUAUUCGGAAUAUCCAAAAAUAGCAAUAGUUUAAAUCGUGUUGAAAAUUGUACACCUGCGGGGAAAAUAGCUUGUGGCUCUGGUUUAGAAAUUGUAAAUUUAUAUGACAACAAGAAUAUAAGAGAAGAUUCAACUUCAAGAACAAUUGAUAGUAAUUGUAGUACUGCAGCUAAAACUCCUCCCGUUGAGGCCUCUGUAUCUCCUGAGAUUCAACGUAAGUCUCACUCAAAAGUGCUGGUUUCUACAGCAUUUAUGACGCCUAUUUGUUAUGGUGCUGGGCACCUUGUCUCGGGAAUCACGGAUAAGAGAAAGUGUAGAUCGAGAGGGAUUCUCACGGCAGGUCGUGAAAAUGCUAAUCUUUUUGAGUAUAAAAGUAAUGAGGGGAAAGUAAUAAAAGAGUCUCGGGCUUCUUUGAUUCCUAUGCCUGCCGAAGCUUCGUUGCACUGGCUGUUGUCCCCAUGUGAUGUGGAGCACGAGGGAAAUGACAGUGAUUUGAAAAAGAGGUUGGAACGUUGUAGGAUGAUAUCUGGGAACAAUUCCGUGUUACUUGAUUUAGGAUCUUCACCUUCAACAUUAAGUGGUAAUGCAUCUGAUUUCGUAUGUGAUUCUGAUAGCUACUGUGUCAGUAGUAAUGUAGGUGAUACAGCAAGUACUGGGAAAACAAGGAAUGUUUUGCUUUCUCCAAGAAGAGCUCCUGAGCUGCAGGGGUUUUGGGGGCCUUCUUCCAGAAAAAUAGAUGAGUUUUUCUUAGUUGAUACUCCUCAUCGCACACCUACUGAUAAGGCUAUCAACUCACGAGGCGACAAAAACUACAGUUACAAUCAGAUUGGAGAUAGUGCUGCAGCGUCUGUUGGUUCUUUGAGUAGUGGAAAUGUCAUUCAGACACCAGAUUCAAAUUCAGGCUCAGAAUGUCAUAUUGAUGACUAUGAACAUCGAAGACGUCACUUUGAAUCGGAAUUUGAGUCCGUGACGGAAAUUCUACAGGGAAUGAGCCUAUCGCCUAGAAGUAAGAUGUCAAUAUGUGAUACACCUGGUUUGGAUAUGCAUUGCACCGACUUGGCAUCACAUUCUCAUUCUAUUGACCUCAACCAACUUCCCGAGAAGAAUUUGGACAAAACAUCUAUUGUCUUUGAAUCAAUGUCUGAGAAUCUAUCGCUAUCCCAGAUGAGGAUAUCAUGGAGGGAUGGAAUGGUGAGCCAGACAUAUGAGAUUGAUGAAUUUGAUUGCUGCAGGUGCUUGUCAGAUGAAGAUGUUGAUGCUGACGGAUGUACCAAUAAGUAUCUAAUGGCUUUUCCAGGGACUGAAUCCGGUGCAAACGAAGAAUGUGCGUUGAGAAAUAGUGAUCUUAAAUCUCCUGUGUUGGAGUGUGAAUCUAACAUCUCUGACAUGCAAAAGGCAAUAUUAUCACCACAUAGACAAAACUCAUGUGCUGAGUCCAUAUGCACUAACGGGGGUGGCUUAGUUGCUUCAGGGGAUUCAGAUUGGACGAUUUGCUACAAAAACCACUUCAUUUAA